AACAAAACAAGUUUAUUUAUAAAUUAUUUUUCUCAAAAAUAGUAUCUGCAUCUGUAAAGUAUAUAUAUAUCAAGUUAAUUCAAUUAAGAAAGAUAAUUAUAUAUAAAAGAAUCUAAAUGAGAAAGUAUAUUAAUGGUAAAUAUGCUGGCAAAGCAUAGAAAAAAGAAAUUUAAGAUUUUUCAGAGAAUAUAGAAAAAUAAAUAAGUGCGCAUAAUGUAUCGAAAAGGAAAACAUUAUGUUCCGUGAAUUUUACAUAUUACAUGGAGUAAACAAAUUGUAUAAUUACAUUUAAAAAUUCCAACUGUAAAGCUUUUUGAUCAUACGUUUCUUAAAUAUUUGAAAUGUGCUUCAAUACAUAACGGGAGAUUGAAAGAAAAAGUAUACACGAACAUAUUACGAGGAGGAAUAAAUAACAAGUAAAACUGUUAAUAUUUAAAAAAAAACUGAUUUCACUAUAUCAUGUCUUAUCAAAAUCAUUCUGAAAAUUUGUCAUCAAAUUUAAAAAAUGGCCUUUCUUCCUCCAACGUAAUACAUUGUGAAGACAAGAAUUUAAAAUUAUCUUGGAUCAAGAAAUAUUUGAAGGAAGAUGUUAGAUUAUCGGAAAUAUUCAAAAUGUGUUUCGCCGAAUUUAUUGGAACCGGAAUUUUAGUAUUUUUGGGAUGUAUGGGUUGUGUUGGAAGUCUUGGACAUCGACCAUCACCAUUACAAAUUUCUUUUACUUUUGGAUUGGCUGUUAUGCUCAUAAUACAGAGUAUUGGACAUAUCAGUGCUGCUCACAUAAACCCAGCAAUUACAUUGGGCUCUGUUGUCCUUGGUAAAAAAUCUUUGCCAAUUGCAAUACUUUAUAUUGUUGCUCAACUCACUGGUGCUAUUCUUGGUUUUGGUUUAUUAAAGGCAGUUACACCGGAAAUGCUUUUACAUAAUGGAAAUGAAACGUCAAGCUCUGAAUUUUGUGUAACUGAUUUACACAAUAAUAUUUCAAUGUUUCAAGGAUUUGUAAUUGAAGUGAUUGCAACUGGAAUUUUAAUGUUGAUGACAUGCGGUGUUUGGGAUGCGAGACAAACAAAAUAUGGUGAUUCAGUUGCAAUUAAAUUUGGUUUAGCGGUCGCAGUAAUUUGUAUGGCCGUUGGUCCAUAUACAGGAUGCAGUAUGAAUCCAGCGAGAUCAUUAGCGCCAGCACUUUGGAAUAAUCAUUGGUCAAAUCAUUGGAUAUUUUGGUUUGGUCCACUCGUUGGAUCACUUAUUGCAUCUCUAUGUUAUCGUUGUAUUUUUUGGCCAAAAGAAUUUCAAGAGAUGAGACCAAACAUUGAGGCUUAUCACGUAUCCUUGUGAAAUUUAAAUUUUCGAAAAAAUUGUUUCUUUUUUUUGCCCAAGCUUUAUAGACUGACACGAGAAAAUACAUAUCACUCAAAUAAUAAUAAUAAUAAUGUAUUUUUGUCUCUCGGGGAAAAAUAUUUAAAUGCCUCUUAAAUAUAUUUUCGCAAGAUAUUAUUUAAAUUUAUCGUGUAUUGUUAACUAUGUUUAAAAAUAAUAUAUAUUGUUAUAAAAAUGCUUAUUGUGUAAAUAAAAGGAUUGUUUUUUUAA
Messenger RNA from Leptopilina boulardi, 1584 nucleotides. Its product is annotated as aquaporin-like. Gene Ontology annotation, cellular component: plasma membrane. Gene Ontology annotation, molecular function: water channel activity. The transcript is spliced from 7 exons. Gene Ontology annotation, biological process: transmembrane transport. The record is from RefSeq and is a predicted model, not a curated record. NCBI's taxonomy places the organism in Eukaryota, Metazoa, Arthropoda, Insecta, Hymenoptera, Figitidae. The coding region runs from base 460 to 1332 and encodes 290 amino acids.